AUGCUAAAAAAAACUGCAAACUGCAAACGGAAACGUCCUACUAUUUGGCCUCGAAAUCAAAGGUCUCCAGGGUCACAGGUGGGGAAGGCGUCCCAGUUCGCCACACCUGUCACGGUCGCACACUCUGCGCUUGCGAAUGCGACCAAAUGGCGACCGUCUUGCCUGACAAUGGCGAUAGCGUCGAGGAGGGAAGAGCCCUAGCGCGGGGCUUGGGCCGCGCCCAUUGCGCGGCACCACGCCAAGGAACAAGGGCGGAAAAGGCCUGAAACUGAACGCAGUGGAGGCAGUAGCCGUCUGCAAGACUGCGGUCGCCGCCAUGACAGAUCCGGUCAUAGGCGCGGACCAAAAAGCCUCAGACAUUGAGGCCCUACUGGCAGUGGAGUUUUUAAAGCACCAGCCGGGCGGGCACCCUGAGCCCGGCCGGCGCGACGGAGGCCCGCUUGACGACCGCCGAUGGACCGGCCGUUCGGGGAGAUCGCUGUACAAGUACUACAAGGACAUCAGGAGAUGCUGUCGAAAGUUUAUGGCCGUUUUCUUGCGCAUAGACGCCAUGAACCUCACGGGCAGCCCUACCGAGGAAGACGUAUGGCGAGCAGCAACAUACUCGUACAACAAGGAGAAGUUCAUCCCAUCAACUAUGUACGACAUCUUUAGGAACAAGGAGUAUGACCUGGGGCCGCCGUUUCCCUAUCUGGACGCGUACCGGUGGCUGAUGAUGCACUCCAGAGUGCUCGAAGUUGGUGAUGCUAUCGCCAGCCCGACUGAUCAAGCUGCAGGCAUUUCAGCACCAUCUGCGAAUCGCGACGACACUGCUAAUGCCACUGGGUAUAUUGAAGCGCCCGAGAUUAUACGCCCGAGCGAUGACAGGGGGGCUGAGAGGCCGCAAGGCAGGAAGUCCGCCAAGAAGAGAAAAGCUGAGGCGUCAUCGUCCGCCCUUGAAGAUCUCGCGUCCUCAGUGCAGCAAUAAGCAAGGGCUACCACUGCGAUUAGGACUACAGAUGCGGAGGGGCCCCACGGCAAAAGAGCGCGAACCCGAAUAGCUCAGCAGAAGUGGCACCUACAAGCUCUGCAAACCGUUUUUGCAGACUCGAUGGGCGGCACCGAGGCCCAGCAGUUGUCCUUGGCCAAGCAUAUCCGAGAGGGUGUCAUGCGAGAUCUGAGCAUCGCAAAAGAGGCCAUGCUGGAGGCAUCAGCAUCACCCUCAGGCUGCGAGCCUGAGGGUGAUGCUGAUGCCUCCAGCGAUGAUGAUGUGUAUUUGUGCGCAGUUGGGCGUGAGAAGUGUAUCAUCCGGGGCGCCAGCUGCCCCGAAAGGUCUUCCAAAAACGUUGCGUGCCCCAGCUGGCCGCGAAAGCUGCACGACGCAUGCGCAAAUGCGAUAUGGGAGGAGGCGAGACGCGCUUGGGAAGAAGACUACAAAUUCUGCUCCGCUGGCUGCUAUGAGUCAGUUGCCAGCACUACUCGCAGUGCAGAUCUGUAGCGGCGCUCGCGUGCGAGCCCCCUUGUGAGGAGCAGAACGUGGAGCAACGGGCAAGCAGUCUUUGUUGUUGUUCUGAAUCCAAAUGGUCGAGCGGUGCGUCUGUUCUAUAGCCUUCCCCUUUUGCGCACCCGGAUGGGGCAACGAGCGCGAGUGGCGGGGUCGCUCGCGCGCGGUGAGCAGUGAAAUAAAAUAGAGUAGCCUCUGCCUCUUUGGAAAGAGGAGGCAGAGGGCAAUUGUUCGCCA
Molecule: messenger RNA, 1720 nt
Organism: Chondrus crispus (carragheen)
Lineage: Eukaryota; Rhodophyta; Florideophyceae; Gigartinales; Gigartinaceae
Exons: 2
Coding region: 1-201 (66 amino acids)
Source: RefSeq, a predicted model, not a curated record